Messenger RNA from Anastrepha ludens (Mexican fruit fly), 3026 nucleotides. It is a transcript of the gene Pax, whose product is annotated as leupaxin. Gene Ontology annotation, cellular component: cytoplasm; focal adhesion; cell-cell junction. The transcript is spliced from 9 exons. Gene Ontology annotation, biological process: positive regulation of integrin-mediated signaling pathway; positive regulation of substrate adhesion-dependent cell spreading; cell-cell junction organization. Bases 364 to 1932 code for a protein of 522 amino acids. The record is from RefSeq and is a predicted model, not a curated record. NCBI's taxonomy places the organism in Eukaryota, Metazoa, Arthropoda, Insecta, Diptera, Tephritidae.
CAGAUGUCAGAGAUCUUUGAUCUACCGGCUGCAAACGACUAACGGAUAAAACAAUCGAUCGAGUUCACGCUUUGUCGUCUCAUACAUACAUACGUUUAUUUAUCGCGCCAAGUCGGUGGUUUGUGACCGUGGUUAUCAAGUGAUUUAUCCUUGUCGUGUAGUCAUUUGUCAUUUACGGAAAAUUCGUUCAAAUUUCUUAUUUUUUAAUGAAUAUCUAUAAAAGUGUAUAUUGGCUGCUUUAAGUGCUUAGUGCCAUAGAAGAGUGAUUCGGAAAGGGAUUUCGGAACGAUUCACGAACGAUUUGAAAAAUAAGCCCACGAGCAAAAUAUAACCAAAUUUAUAUGACAGCAAGAAAAAACCAAAAUGGAUAGAACAAUGUAUGGAAAAUUUGAUCCAGGUGCAAGGCAGCCAUAUCGCACAAUUCGAGCGAAAGGAAUACAACCCGGAUAUGCACUUCUUGCCGAUCUACAAAGCAGCGUGCCAGGCAGCCGCCAGCCACAGUAUAAUACCUCAAAUGUCAACUACGGCGAUAGCUCAGGUUAUGGAAGUUUGCGGGGAAAGGCAGUGCCACCACCCGUAGUGCAUCAAGAACACUACAGCGUUACGGAGAGAACUGCGGUGUCGCCAACGCGAAAUGUUGGUGGUUACAAUGGCUUAGUAGCGGGAAGCGGAGCGUCUCCGGUUGGCCAGUCCUACAAUUAUCAAAAUCAGGGUUCCCUUGGACGAACAGGUGGUGCCUACAACGGCACUUCGGCGCAGCAAAAUUCUAAAAACCUAUCAGAAUUAGAUUCACUGUUGGAGGACUUGAGUAAUGCGAGAUACAAUAGUAAUUAUGAGAAAAAAGAAAACAUAGUGCCAACGAGUUACAACUCUAUCUCCAAGUAUAAUACCUACAAUUCCAGCGAUGAACGGCCAACAAUUGAUAGUCUGCUUAGCGAAAUGGACAAUGCCUCGAAUUAUGCGGUACCAAAUGGUAGCCUUACCAAGUCACCGACACCUGGGCGCCACGUUAGUAUUACCGUGCGUGAGACAAAAACUGAAGCUUUCGCACCGGACGGACCAGUUGGUCUUGUUGAGAAGGAAAUCGUGCAACAUAAGGACACUUAUUUGGGAAACCAAGCGACACCAUCUGGAUAUGCCUCUUCUGCCACUAAAGAGUUGGAUGACUUAAUGGCAUCUCUAUCUGAUUUUAAGGUAAACAACGGUUCAAAUCACCACCACCAAACAGUUACCGACUACGCUAAACCGAACAAGGGUGUGUCACAUUUAACACAAACAAUCACCGAGACCACUACUUCUACCGUUGUAGAAGAUAACGAACCAGAUCAGUUGGAUUCUAUGCUUGGUAGUUUACAAGCCAAUAUGAGUCGUCAAGGAGUCAAUACCGUGCAAAAGGGUUGCUGCAACGCUUGCGAAAAACCAAUUGUUGGACAGGUGAUCACCGCGCUGGGCAAGACCUGGCAUCCGGAGCACUUCACAUGCAAUCACUGCAACCAGGAAUUGGGCACACGCAACUUCUUUGAACGCGAUGGCUUUCCCUACUGCGAGCCGGACUACCACAAUCUGUUCAGUCCACGUUGUGCAUAUUGUAACGGUGCUAUUUUAGAUAAAUGCGUGACAGCCUUGGACAAGACAUGGCACACAGAGCAUUUCUUCUGCGCACAGUGUGGGCAACAAUUUGGCGAAGACGGCUUCCAUGAGCGCGAUGGCAAACCCUAUUGCCGCAACGAUUACUUUGAGAUGUUCGCGCCCAAGUGCAAUGGCUGCAACCGUGCCAUUAUGGAGAACUACAUCUCGGCACUGAAUUCUCAAUGGCAUCCGGAUUGCUUCGUCUGUCGGGAUUGCAAGAAAGCGGUGAGAGGCAAAUCAUUCUACGCCAUGGAAGGCAAACCUGUCUGCCCAACAUGCGUGGGCGUCGAUGAGGAAGAAUAAACCGAAAUACAAUUUGCACUGAGUGGAAAAUUUAAUUUCGAAUUAUUGCAAUACGCGGUUUCUUUUGUCUUUGUUAAUUUUUGUUUUCGAAAAGUUCGUUUUUAUUAAUUUUGAGUUAAUUUGAUACUUUGCAAAUACCAAAUUAAGUCAGCUACAUACACAUAAAGUGCCUCGGAAAGAUAUAAACGGAAAUGUACGUAUGUAUAUGUACAUAGCCAUUACAUUUAAUCAGUGCGUGGCGGGUGCAAAAAUUAAAAACAAAAAUAAGCGCAGUAGCCAGCGUGCGUUUCGGCCGAUCAUUUUAAGAAACGCCGGAGCGCAAUGUUUCUAUUUUUGCUGAUAUUUCACGCAAGUAACUAGAAAAGCGGAUGGACGCGCGUAUGCAUACACAUACACACACACAAACACCACACACACACACAUACAUACACAAAUACACAAAACAUACAUACAUAUACACCUACAAACACCUGCAAUUCAAAACAAAAAGAUACAAACACCCACUCCAAAAUCCACUGUAACCUACACAACAAACACACAAACACACGCACUCACACACGAACAUCCACAAAUGAAGUCAAUUGGAUUCUGUUGCCAUUAAGCGUUCCAUUGAGAAAUUGAAUUUGAUUUCGUUUGAUUCUUCCUCAUCAUCACCAAAUGAAAAUUAUGUGUCGUCGUCGCUGCUGCUGCUGUAAUAAGUUUAUAAAUUUUGUAAAUUGCUUGUCAACACCCUCUCAACGUAAGCGUGGCAGUGCGUGCGCAUGAACUCAUUGACCAUUGGUGCUUUCGCCAAUGUCACAGUGAUUGCGUCCCUGUCCAUGCUGCAUGGCCUUAUGUUGUCCCUGAACUUUGAAUUUUUGCAUAGAAUAUCGCUGUGCCACAGUGCCUCAAGAACAUGUUUAAGAAUAAUAUAUAUAUCUAUGUAUAUAUAUAUAUAUAUACCUUAUUUCUAAUUGUCAAACUAAAAACUAACUAAAAUAGUAUCGAAUGGAUGGAAUUAGAGGAAGAGGAAAGCAGAAGUGAAAGUAUAAACUAACAAGUCGAAUCAAUUAUGAACUAGGCUAAGUUAAGCUAUUUUUAAAUACAAGGCAAUA